Oncorhynchus kisutch (coho salmon) is the source of this 1739-nucleotide messenger RNA. Its product is annotated as protein ANKUB1-like. NCBI's taxonomy places the organism in Eukaryota, Metazoa, Chordata, Actinopteri, Salmoniformes, Salmonidae. The transcript has 6 exons. The record is from RefSeq and is a predicted model, not a curated record. Gene Ontology annotation, molecular function: protein binding. The coding region runs from base 1 to 1452 and encodes 483 amino acids.
AUGCAGAACGAGAUCGCCCCACCAAGUCAGACAGUGAGGCACUCCCGGGAGCUGAGCUAUGCUGGUGCCAUCCUUCGGGACAGCUGGGUCCUGACAGACGUUGGCAUAACCCCUAGCAGUGCCAUCUGCUGCCUGCUGAAGGUAACGGGUGGAGGACAGAGGAGCCUCUUAAAGAAGAAGUUUCAGCGGGAGCCGGUGGUGCGUGUGUUCAGUGCCGUGACGGGGGAGACCCUCUCAGUCUCGGGCACUGUGUUUCUCCUGAGUACGUCUGUGGCCAGGCUCAUGACCCUGGUGUCCCAGCAGUGUGGGCUUCCCGUCAGCUCCUUCAGACUGAGCUCUCCCACCGGCCUGCAACUCUACGACUGCAACCGGCUGCACGACUACGCCAUUGACCUGGGGGCUACUCUACGGUUGGACACCUGGGAUGGGUGGGCGGAGUUCCUCAGAGGCUGCUUCCUGGGACACAGACUGACCGUCCAACGACACCUGUCUAGGGAGAGACCUGUGAUGAGGUUCCAGCUCCGGGUGGCACUCUACAUCGCUGCUUCUCUGGGCCACCUGGACCUGGCCGGCUGGCUGCUGGAGAGGGGGGUGCUUGUCAUUGAACCGGUGGGGGUUCACCCUUACCGUGAGUGGUGCCACCAGACGGCCCACCCCGACGUCACCAAGUGUCCCGCUGUCGCCUCCAUCGAGCGUGGCCAGCUCACCAUCCUCAAACUCUUUAUCGCCAGCAGCGUUCUGACCCUUGCCUGUCGGGAUCCCCAGGGUCGUGACCCCCUGAGGAUCGCCCUUCAGUACGGCCACAGGGAGUGUGUGAGUCACCUGGCCACCAAGCUGUGCUCUGUGGUGGUCCUCCCAGAUAUGGCCCUGCCCAUGCGGACAUACCUCCAGAUAAAGGGCUGGGUGAGGCUGGGGCAGAGGAGGACAGCAUCUAGGCACUGCAUCAGCCCCAACAGGGCUCCGUUCAGGACCAGGGUGGGCGACACGGUCCUGGUGGACGGCUUCACCCUCCCCAAGAUGUCCUCCAAGCCCAGGAGGAGUGAGGCCAAGGCGGGUAUCAGGGUGAUGUCCACAGCCUCUCGACGUUUGACCCCCAUCAACUGCCCAUCUCAUGUAUCCUGCCCGCUCCACGCCCUGGCAUCCCAGGAUAAACCUCUUCAACUACCGAAGCUACACCCUGUGGCCACGAGGGAUGAAAGAGAGAAGAAGAGGGGAUGUGGAGGGAAGGGAUGUGAGGAGGAUGAGAGUGGGGAUCAGAACAGCAACCAAUGGAGGAGCAGAGUCCCGCUCCCACCCAUUUCCAGAGACACCAAUCUCAGACCUGUGUUUGCCUCACCAAACUCCGCCCAGAUCCUCACCACCUCACUGGAGGCCUUUUCUCUCCACUGCGACCGCACACCCAGAGAAAACGCCAUAAACUGUUUGGCCUUGGCCAGGUUAGUCCAAGUUUAAAUGACAGCUACGGUGAAUAUGAAUAUAUAUAUAUACUUCUUUAAUCCUGAACGGCAAUCAGCAUUUACCAGUCAAUGGUUUUACCACUUCAUCACUGCCUAUGAUAUACCCUUAUCCUCCCUGAAUAGAUUUCAGUACAAACAAAUCAUGAGCCAACCAUCAUGCUUAGAAGGUACAUAGUAAAAUCAAAUCAACUCAAACUUUAUUUGUCACAUGCGCUGAAUACAACAAGUGUAGAUCUUUCCGUGAAAUACUUUACUUACAAGCCCUUAACAAACAGUGCAGUU